Rotaria sp. Silwood2 is the source of this 681-nucleotide messenger RNA. Lineage: Eukaryota; Metazoa; Rotifera; Eurotatoria; Philodinida; Philodinidae. The record is from the annotation of a GenBank genome assembly.
AUGUUCGAAUUCAGGUUACCUAUUAGAUUAAGAACAAUUACGAUUGAUUUUGAGCUAGCUGUUUAUAAUGUGUUCACUAAAAAUUAUCCUACUGUUAUUGUACGAGGUUGUUUAUUUCAUUAUGGACAAAGUUUAUUUCGUAAAUUUGUUGAUCUUGGUCUAAAAACAGCUUAUAAAAACGAUGAAAAUCUCCGCGAAUGGUUUCGAUCAUUUGCAGCAUUAUCUUUAUUACCAUUGAAUCAUAUGCUAUGGGGUUUACAAUGUUUAAUUCAUACUCGACCUGUAUAUCCAGCCAUUGAGGAAUUUCUUAACUAUUUUCAUAAUACAUAUGGACCUUUAAGUAAAUUCCCACCGCAUAUGUACAACCAUUAUCGUAAUAUUUUACCGCGCACUAUUAAUUAUUUGGAGGGUCGUCAUUCACGAUUGAAGAAGCAUGUAAAUGCUCCGCAUCCCAAUAUUUAUGUUGCAAUUGAUUUAUUGCAAAAAGAACAAUCAUUAGCAACUAUUUCAAGAUUACGAGAUAAUAUGGGAGCUCCAACUCCAAAGCGUCGAAAAAAUAAAGUUAUAACAGAUGAAUGUUUAAUUAAACUAUGGCAGCGUUAUGAUGAAGGUCGUCUCGAUAUUCCAUCAUUCUUAAAAGCUGCUGGACUUAGAUAUUUUCAGCGUCCACCAAAAAGUUGA